Linum tenue is the source of this 1664-nucleotide messenger RNA. Lineage: Eukaryota; Viridiplantae; Streptophyta; Magnoliopsida; Malpighiales; Linaceae. The record is from the annotation of a GenBank genome assembly.
AUCAUGGGCAUGCAUGCAAGCAAGAAUUCAAAAAUGGAAAUUUUGGGACCAAAAAACUUUAAAUAAAAAAACAAUCCCACACAUACAUCCUAGCACUUUGUUAGCUAGCUUCCUCCCGGCCUAGAUAUAAAUACAGACACUCCUUGGUGGGUUUGCAGCAGUGCCUGAGGCUGAGAGAGGGUCCCCUGCAGAAUUUAUUAGAGGCCUUCUACCCGCUUUCUUUCUUUUGUUUGUUCUGUUUUUUUGUUUGGUUUUGGUGUUAUAUUUCUGUUCCCCUACCGGCUAUUCCCUGUUAAUCUCUCUCACUCAUUCUCACUCCUCCUUCCUUACUUACUCUGUUCUUCUGAGAUCCUUCCAUGGCAUGCUUAGACAUGUACAACUCCGACCAGCACAAAGGCCACCAUUGCCCUGCAAUGAGCCCCAGAAUCUCCUUCUCCAAUGACUUCGUCGAUGCUCAACAGAUGAUGAAGCAGCAAGAAAGAAGCCCCUUAUCUCAUCCUCCAGCUUCAUCAGACUUCGAAUUCUCAGUCACGGGCUACUCCAUGAUGAGUGCCGACGAGCUUUUCUCCAAAGGCAGGCUGUUGCCCUUCAAGGACAACGGUGGCAGCAGCCAAAUGCAGAGGACUACAAUAAGGGAUCAGCUCCUCGUUGAUGAAGAUGGUGAUGUCGAAGUCUCGCCCAGGCCGCCGAGAGGGUCGUCGUCGACAAGGUGGAAAGGGCUUCUGGGUCUGAGAAGGAGCCACACAGGGUCGAAGAAAGUUGAGAGGGUUAAUAGUAAUGGUGGUCAGAUUUCUGUUGGUGAGAUGAGUAGAAGGCCUGGUAGUGGUAGUUUUGUUCAUGAGCAGGAUCACCAGCUAGUGCAUGUUAGCAACAGAAGUUCCCAGGAGGCUUUGAGUGAAGGAGGAUCAGGAUGCAGGGAUUUGGAGAUUGGAAUAUAGAGAGGAAGAAGUACUACUGAUAAAAUUGAAGUGAGUAGUACUGUUUGGAAAGGUUGUUGGGGAAAUGACAGUUUCUGUUUUCUUCUUGUUCUUUUGAUUCAUCUUAUUGGUUUUUUGGUCGGUAGUUGGGAGAGGAGGUGGGUGGAAUUUUAGUUGAGUUUUCUUUUCCAUAGAUCUUUAGUUUUGAAGUUGUGAGGGAGAUUAUGAUUUAUCUUUUGUAUUCAUCUCAGUUCUUUUUGGCUUCCCCUGUCACAUGGGGAGAGCUUCCAGAUCUCAGUUCUCCUAGAAGUUAGAGUCUUGCAUGUUUUUCCUUUUUCUUGUACAAAAGUGAUUUUUGUUAAUUUGGAAGAAGCUUCCUUGCGUCUUCUAACUCUCAUCCUAGUUGAGGGCUGAGUAAUAUAGAUCUGUCUCUGUUAACUCUCACUCUAGAAAGAAACGUUUCUUCUAGCCCUCCCAAAAAAAAACCCCACUUGACAGGACAAAAAAAAUUGUCAGAAACAGAAAUAUUGACCGUAUUAAGAUGGGGUUUGAAUGAAGGUUUGCAUUCAAAUAUGUAAGACAUGUGAGGGACAGUUGUGGCUUGUCAGUGGCUAAUUUCUCCCCUAAAGCACAAAACAACAAAUGAAAAUUUGUGAAGAUAGGUAAGUUGGAAGAUACAUUUAAUAGUGUGCAGAAGCAUGUGGACAGCAAAAGAUCUUUGAUUGGCGAUUGGCAGAUGACAUUAUC